AUGGGUAAUUGCGGUCUCGUCACUAACGAGUGUGUGGUUAUCCGGAGAACCAGAUGCACUGCUGCUGCUGCUGCUGCUGCUGCCAUCGGGGAUGGGAAUGGGGACGGGGAUGGGGAUGGGGAUGGGGAUGGGGAUAGGGAUGGGGAUGGGGAUGGGGAUGGGGAUGCGGAUGGGAAUGGGGAUGGGGAUGGGGAUGGGGAUGGGGAUGGGGAUGGGGAUGGGGAUGGGAAUGGGAACGGGAAGGGGGAUACGAAGGUGGGUGGGAAUGGGGAUGAGGAGAGCGAGAAUGGAGGCAGCAACUUGGAGGAUGAUGGGAGCAGUGAUGGGGAAGACCGAAGUGACGAAUCUGAAGGGGAUGGGCAGGGGAAUACGAAGGGAGAUGGGGAAGGAGGUGGGAUGGGAGAUGAGAAAGGGGAUGGGAUGGGAUAUGAGAAAGGGGAUGGGAUGGGAGAUGAGAAGGAGGAGGAGAAUGGAGAAGACUCUAAAGGCAGUGGGAAUGAUGUUACAGGAAGUAGUAAUAUGCAAGGCAAUGAGGAGGGUAAGGAAGGGAGUGGUAGUGGAGAAGGCAAUGAGGAGGACAAGGAAGGGAAUAGUGAUGUGCAAGACAGUGAGGAGGUAGGAGGGAGUAACAUUGAUGGGCAGUACCAUGAAGAUAGGGACGGAAGUGAUAAUGGGGAAGACAAUGUGGAGGAUAAGGAAGGGAGUAGUGAUGUGCGAGACAGUGAGGAGGGAUUAAGUAGCAUAGAUGGGCGAGACAAUGAGGAUCCGGAAAUGAGUGAUAAUGGGGAAGGCAAGAAGAAGGAUAAGACAGCAGAAAAGGCAAGGAGGAAGGAGGAGAAGAAGAAACGGGCAGAAGAGAAGGCAAGGAAGAAAAGGGAGAAGGAGGAACGAAAGGCAGAGAAGGCAAAGAGAAAGGAGGAGAAGAAGAGAAGGGAAGCUGAGAAGGAAGCAGAGCAGCAGGGAGGAGAGGAGCAAGUGGAGAUGGAGGAGCAGCAGGGGGACGGGGAAACGGAGCAGGAGGACAAGCAUAGCUUGGGAGAGGAGAGGCGUUCAGAGUCAGACAACACAGAGACAAAAGGGGAGACAGGGGAGGAGGUGAAGGAGGAGGGACAGGUAGGAGAAGAUGCAAGCGCGAGGAAAGAAGAGGAGGAAGGAAAGACGCCACAGGGGAAUGGGGAGGGAACGCAGGGCGGCGAUUCUGGUGACCUAGGGACUGGUAAUGGUGGUGGGCAUGGUGGUGGUGGUCCUGCGGAGAGCGAAAAAGGUGAUAAUGGUGAUGGUAGUGGGACUGAUGGUAGGAACAGUGAGGAUGAUAGCAGUGAGGGUGACAAUAGUGAAGGGAAUGGCGGAGGCGAAGAGCAUGAUGACUGGCAGAAGUCUGCUCCUGUUGCUUCAGGCAGUGGCGGUGAGCAAAGCAGUGGCGAAGGAGCUGUUGGGGGGGAUUCGGGAGGUGGUGUGAGUGAUGCUGGCGGAGGCAGCAGUGAUAUUGAGGAUAAUGGAGGAAAGGACGAUGAGGAGGAGGGAGGUGGUGUGAGUGAUGCUGGCGGAGGCAGCAGUGAUAUUGAGGAUAAUGGAGGAAAGGACGAUGAGGAGGAGGGAGGUGGUGUGAGUGAUGGCGGAGGCAGCAGUGAUAUUGAGGAUAAUGGAGGAAAGGACGAUGAGGAGGAGGGAGGUGGUGUGGGUGAUGCUGGCGAAGGGAGCAGCGGGGGUGAGAAUAAUCAGGGAAAUGGCAAUGAGGAGGGGGUUGGAUCAGGUGGAGAGGGAGAGGGAAGUAAGAACGAGGGAGGUCAAGGGCAGGGAGAUUCGAAGGGGGACGGAGAGGACAGCUGGAUGGUGGGAUGGGGAGGCAAUAAGGAUGCGGGUUGGUUGGAGGAGUCUGGGGAGACUGAUGUGACGGAUAUUCGUGUUGCUCCACAGUUCAGAAGCAGCCUCAAAUCGACUGAUGCUAACACACUGACAGGCGUUCCGAAGCUGCUGAAGGAUGAGAAGCAGCUGCCGUAA
Closterium sp. Naga37s-1 is the source of this 2001-nucleotide messenger RNA. The record is from the annotation of a GenBank genome assembly. NCBI's taxonomy places the organism in Eukaryota, Viridiplantae, Streptophyta, Zygnematophyceae, Desmidiales, Closteriaceae.